AGACACACCACGAUGGCCGAGAACUACAAGCCACGUUGGUUGCCUGUCAUGAUUCACUUUACCAAGUUUCUAUAGUAGAGUUCUACUACUAUAUCUCAUUUCCUUUUAUCUUCAUGACUAUUCCCUAGCACUAACCACUACAGCAGAAAUGCCAUUUAUUCCCCAUACCCCAGAAUCACUUAUACCUCGCUCAGACUCGAGAGACCCCACUGCUACUUGCCGCGGACUGACUUCCAGCGGGCGGCUAUGCCGUCGUGCCAUUGCGACUUCAAGUCCACCAGCAACUGUGAGACUGUCUUUGCAGAGUCCCAUAAAGGACAUCCUUCCCUCAGAUGCCUUCUGCUGGCAGCAUAAGGAUCAAGCGACAUCUGCACAAGCGCUCCCACCUAGUGGCGUACAGAACUCGACCAUACGAGAACGAACGAGCGUCGAUACACUCGUUGACAGGCUAGGACUACUUGAAAUAAAGCCGGAGAAAACAGCUGGAAAGCAGCGGAGGAGGUCUUCACAACCCCGACCGAUAUUGUACGCAAGUGGCACACAUUAUUCCGAGAAGCAGCAACAUAUGAACCCGAGCAAGGCACCGAGAAUCCCUCCUCGCAAACAACACAAUGUCACACUCCUCUGCUGUGUCGGAGUUGCAGACGAGGAUCCCGUCGUUGCAAGACCUGCUCAGACUCGAAAUCACACAUCUCACAAUUCACGAAAUCGACCAUCAAAUUUCCAGCCAAUGAUCCAGUCACCACAGCUCUCGCAGCCAUCAAAACAGGUUCGGCCCCCCCGUCCAUCCACUGGAAGCCGGGAGAAACCCAUCAAUAUCGAUCCCCAAAGACCGCAGCCUGCCCGCGGCCCAUCAUCUCAUACCCAGCAACUCCUUUCUCUGAUACCUAAAACCACCUCGCCCCAGAUCACCUCUCUCCUCUUGGCGGAACUUUCCAAAACACCCUCCCAACUAGAUGAUGAAGGCUACAUCUACAUCUUCUGGCUCACGUCCACAUCACACCCGCAAACCCCGCCCUCAGAAGCUGCGUCGUCCCUCCUCGACUCCCCCCCUCGCCCUCUACCAGGCAAACGCCGAACAAGCGAGUCGCUCCAGACUUUCUCAUCCAGCACGGAUAGGGGGGCACGCAAGACGAUCCUGCUGAAGAUUGGCCGGGCGUCGAAUGUCCAGCGCCGUCUGAACGAGUGGUCAAGGCAGUGCGGGUACAACCUUUCCCUCGUGCGGUACUAUCCCUAUCAACCCUCAUCGCCGGGCCUUGGGGUGGGGACGCCAAAGAAGGUGCCGUAUGCGCAUCGAGUUGAGAGGCUGAUCCAUAUUGAGUUGAAUGGGAUACGGGCGCGGGGUGGUGGGGGCUGUGAGAGCUGUGGCCGGGAGCAUCGCGAGUGGUUUGAGGUUGAAGCUACGAGGGAAGGAGUGAGAAGCGUGGAUGAGGUGGUGAGGAGGUGGGUGGAUUGGGGUUUGAGAGGGACUACAUAGA
Pseudogymnoascus verrucosus is the source of this 1478-nucleotide messenger RNA. RefSeq lists its product as uncharacterized. The record is from RefSeq and is a predicted model, not a curated record. The transcript has a single exon. NCBI's taxonomy places the organism in Eukaryota, Fungi, Ascomycota, Leotiomycetes, Thelebolales, Thelebolaceae. Bases 149 to 1477 code for a protein of 442 amino acids.